AUGGCUGCCUCUGAUACGGCCGCGUUCCCAAACUACAAUGUUGACCUUUCUCAUGUGGAGGACCCCAACGAGCGUCGUCGUUUAGCCCUUGCACGCAUCGACGACGCUCCGUUCGGAUGGCGUCACGCUCGCGCGGUCGUCGUAGCUGGGGUGGGUUUCUUCACCGAUUCCUACGAUAUUUUCGCCAUAAACCUCUGCUCAAGCAUGCUGGGUGUUGCCUUUUGGGAACACGCGACCAACCGCCCUGGCAAGAUCCCAUACAGCUCGGACACUGCCAUCAAGGUCUCCACAUCAGCUGGUACCGUCAUCGGCCAGUUGUUCUUUGGAUGGUUGGCAGAUAUCGUCGGUCGCAAGCGCAUGUACGGGAUUGAGCUCAUCAUCAUCAUCAUCAUAUUGGCUACAUUGGCACAGUGCUUGUCCUCGAAUUCUCCUGCAGUGUCCAUCACGGGCCUUUUGGUAUUCUGGCGUACAGUCAUGGGUAUCGGCAUUGGUGGUGACUAUCCAUUAUCUUCAAUCAUAACUUCAGAGUUCGCGAAUACAAAGCAUCGAGGAGCCAUGAUGGGAGCUGUCUUUGCCAUGCAAGGCUUCGGACAGUUUGCUGCUGCAAUUGUCGCGCUAAUCGUGACGGUAGGGCUUAAAGGCUCCCUGGAGUCUGCAGCCUCCGUGAGUAAAUGCAGUGGAGUCUGUCAGCUGGCCGUGGAUAAAAUGUGGCGGGUCUUCAUUGGCUUCGGAGCGGUUCCGGCUUGUCUUGCGCUUUAUUAUCGUUUAACCAUCCCUGAAACCCCGCGCUACACCUUUGAUGUCGCCAGAGAUUUACUCAAAGCGGAUGAAGAUGUUGAAGCUUACAUUCUGGGGAAACACGAAGGCCAUCCUGACGAGGUCAAACGGGUAGCUGUGCUUCAAAGUGCCGAUAUCAGACUAGUGACUCCAAAAGCAAGUUGGUCGGACUUUCGUUCGCAUUUCACCACUUGGAAGCAUGGCAAGGUAUUGCUUGGCACUGCAGGCUCGUGGUUCUUCCUUGACGUUGCUUUCUACGGGCUUGGGCUCAAUAAUUCCAUCAUCCUGACGGCCAUCGGCUGGAACGGUGAAAGUACUGUAUAUGAGUACUUCUACCGCAACGCUGUGGGGAACCUGAUCUUGAUCUGUGCUGGAGCCAUUCCAGGAUACUGGGUGACGGUUGCAACAGUCGACCGGCUAGGCCGCAAACCAAUCCAGAUUACCGGAUUUGUGAUAUUAACUAUCAUAUUUAUCAUCAUCGGGUUCGCGUAUGAGCCGCUGAAGAGGUCCGACAACGGAUUAUUGGCAUUGUACGUGGUGGCACAGUUCUUCUUUAACUUCGGGCCAAAUGCCACCACGUUCAUUGUGCCAGGGGAGUGCUUCCCUACGCGGUAUCGGUCAACCUCGCAUGGGAUCAGUGCUGCUUCUGGAAAGAUCGGUGCCAUCAUUGCGCAGUGUGUAUUCGGGCCGCUGGCGCAUCGGGGAGCGAAGGGGGGCGUUAACUCAUCUGAUACGCCGUGGCUCAAUCACGUAAUGCAGAUAUUUGCUCUGUUCAUGCUGUGCGGGUGCUUGACCUCAUUGCUUAUUCCAGAGACGAAGCGUCUGACUCUGGAGUAUCUGUCCGGCGAGGAACCUACACCCACACCCAUGGUCACAGCCUCAGGACAGGAGCAGGGGCCGAAGCGGGAUAGAACGUAG
Aspergillus tubingensis is the source of this 1695-nucleotide messenger RNA. RefSeq names its product phosphate:H+ symporter. The record is from RefSeq and is a predicted model, not a curated record. Gene Ontology annotation, molecular function: phosphate transmembrane transporter activity. Gene Ontology annotation, cellular component: membrane. Lineage: Eukaryota; Fungi; Ascomycota; Eurotiomycetes; Eurotiales; Aspergillaceae. Bases 1 to 1695 code for a protein of 564 amino acids. The transcript has 3 exons. Gene Ontology annotation, biological process: transmembrane transport; phosphate ion transport.